Molecule: messenger RNA, 1548 nt
Organism: Humulus lupulus (European hop)
Lineage: Eukaryota; Viridiplantae; Streptophyta; Magnoliopsida; Rosales; Cannabaceae
Product: probable fructokinase-7
Exons: 7
Coding region: 265-1281 (338 amino acids)
Biological process (GO): fructose metabolic process
Cellular component (GO): cytosol
Molecular function (GO): fructokinase activity
Source: RefSeq, a predicted model, not a curated record
AUUUUAUUUAUUGAGAAAAAGACUGAAACAGGCGUCGGCCUGGGUUAUAAAAAUGGUUGGGGAAACUCACGAAUGGUCAAAGAUUUGUUUGGUAUUGUCAGCUUGCAAACGAUUAUUCAAGAUUUAAACCCAACCCACCACUCUUCUACUCCUUCUCUUCUUCUUAACUUUGUUUUCUCUCAACACACCAACCUUUAACCUUCUUUCUCUUUCGCUUUCUGCAAUUCUUAUUGCACCAGCUCUGUUCUCAUUUUUAUCUUCGUAAUGGCUACGGAUCCCACUUCAGCUACAAAUGGAGUAUCAGAAAAUAAUAAUUCACUGGUUGUUUGCUUUGGGGAAAUGUUAAUUGACUUUGUUCCAACGGUUGCUGGAGUUUCACUUGCUGAAGCACCUGCUUUCAAGAAAGCUCCGGGUGGUGCUCCUGCGAAUGUGGCCGUUGGCAUCGCAAGACUUGGUGGUUCAUCAGCUUUCAUAGGCAAGGUCGGUGAUGAUGAAUUCGGAUACAUGUUAGCUAAAAUUUUGAAAGAUAACAAUGUCAAUAACUCUGGUGUGCGAUUUGAUCCAACUGCAAGAACUGCAUUGGCAUUUGUUACUCUCAGAGCUGAUGGUGAGCGUGAGUUUUUAUUUUUCCGAAACCCAAGUGCUGACAUGCGUUUUCAUGAAGCAGAACUUGAUGUUACUCUAAUUAAACAGGCAGGGAUCUUUCACUAUGGUUCCAUUAGUUUGAUCGAGGAACCGUCCAGGUCAACUCAUCUUGCUGCCAUGGGCAUUGCCAAGAAAGCUGGUUGCUUCCUCUCAUAUGACCCAAAUUUGAGAUUGGCUUUGUGGCCCUCACCCGAGGCAGCUCGACAAGGCAUAAUGAGUAUAUGGAACCAGGCUGAUCUUAUUAAGAUAAGUGAGGAUGAAAUUACAUUUCUUACUGGUAUUGAUGAUCCUUAUUCUGAUGAAGUGGUGUUAAGGAAGCUUUUUCAUCCUAAUCUUAAGCUUUUGAUUGUAACUGAAGGGUCAGCGGGUUGCAGAUAUUACACAAAGGAGUUCAAGGGCCGGGUUCCUGGCGUUAAAGUUAAACCUGUUGACACAACUGGUGCUGGUGAUUCAUUUGUUAGUGGGAUACUGAACAGCAUAGCUUCCGACCAAAGUGUUUGUCAGGAUGAGAAGCGGCUGCGAGAAGCUCUACUUUUCGCAAAUGCUUGUGGUGGCCUCACAGUUACAGAAAGAGGAGCCAUUCCUGCAUUGCCCACAAAAGAUGCUGUGCUCCAGUUCUUAUCAAAUCAAAAGUAGAUAGCUGCUUGAUUAUAUAUAAUAAAGCAGAGAAGAGACUAGGCUAAGUCAUAAAACACAGGUACCAAACUAUUAUGUAAUCUGGGUGUCCUUGAUGAGCUAAAUCAAAUGGCAUAAGCAUAUUUUAACUAGGUAUUUGUAUAUUUUAAACCAUUUUCUUGAUGAGUUUUUUUCUCUUUUGUCUAAAUUCAGUCUUGGUAUUAUGUAGUUCGUUGGUGGAAACUCCACGCCAUCUUACAAAUAAAUAAAUAAAUACCUUUUCUCUAA